AUGACAAUAUGGUCCCUCUUCUAUCAUACAGAACGCGCUGAGAUAGAUGAAGAAUCUUAUUCACAUAUGUUGAUCAUUGUUGAGCAUUAUUACAUUUUGAAGAUGGAUAAUAGUAACUCUUCUCCGCUUGAAAAUCCAACACCGGCAUUCAAAAAACAGUAUAUUCAAGAAAUUAAUAAAAGAAGAAAAUUAAAAGGUACAAAACCUAAAUUUGUUAUAUCAUCGUCUCAAGUACAACAAACCUGUAAUGAUGAACAAGUGCAUCAAUCUCAAAUAAUAACUACAAUAAAACAUUUACAAAUGUUAAUACUUAGUUGCCUAGAUAAAACAGCAUUUCAAUAUAUGGCAAGUUGGUGUCGCGUAUUACGUAUUCAAAAAGUUCAACAAAUUUUCGUUGUUGUUCUCAAUGGUGUGUCAGAUGAAUAUUAUUUGAAAAAUUUGAAUGUAUUUGUUCCAUUCAAACAAUUAUUUACAUCUGAUGAUAUUUGUCAAACGUUUCGUUUUCUAACAUUACCAAAUAUGUCAUUUUUACAACAAAUGUUAAAAAUGCCUGCAAAAAAACGAAUAGAUCAAGUUGAAGAACGAUCAUCGUCUACAAGUAGAAAUGUUCAAACAACUAGUAUGAAACGUUCAUAUGAUGACAGUGAUAUGAUCAAAAAUCAACAAGAAAAUAAAAUAUUGAAGUUAGGAGAAAAAGAUGAAUAUUCACGUGUAAAAUUAUUAUUGAAUUUAAAACAGAUGCUAUGUGGAAAUUAUCCAUGUCCAAUAUUAAAUCAAUUUCAAACGUAUAAGCGUACUAAACAACUAUAUCAACCAGUUACAGAUAAAAGUCCGAUAUUUGCUGUGGAUGUUGAAACAAUAAUUUUAAAUGAUCUUCAAGUUCCCUAUUGGAUGUCAAUUGUUGAUGAAAAUUUAGAAUGUUGUUAUCAAGCGUUAAUUAAACCAUUAAAUAAAAAUUCUAAUUCAAAAUAUGAAGACGAAAAAAGACGUGUACAAUCAAUGUUACCCAAUAUAUAUGAAAAAACAUUACAUGAAGUACAACAUGAUUUAUCAAUACAUUUACCUGACGAUGCUAUAUUAACUGGACACAGUAUUGAAAACGAUCUCAAAUACUUGCAGAUUUAUCAUCCUUAUUUAAUUGACACAAGUAUCAUUUAUAAUGUAAGCGGACUUCGUUUACAUAAAUCAAGUUUACAACAAUUGUACGCUAUAUAUUUCGGACAAAUAAUUCAAGGACAGAUUGAUCAUGAUCCUACUGAAGAUGCACGUGCUACAAUGGCUUUAGUGAAAUUAAAACUUAGUAAAGAUAUUCGUUUUGGUGACUGGUUUCUUGGUGGUGUUGAUCAACUGACCGUUGUUGGACAAUAUGAUAAGUUAGUAUUAAAUGAAAAUGAAGAAAAAUGUCAACAAUUUAUGACAAAUACCAAAUUUGGAUUACAAGAUAACUUUUUUGAUAAAGUUAAAUCACAUAAGGGUAAAGUUGUGAGAUUUUAUGAGUCUACCACAGAUGCGGGAUAUGCUAAUGAACAUUUUGACCUAUUUUUCAAGUCUCUUUGA
This is a messenger RNA of Didymodactylos carnosus, 1557 nucleotides long. The record is from the annotation of a GenBank genome assembly. NCBI's taxonomy places the organism in Eukaryota, Metazoa, Rotifera, Eurotatoria, Philodinida, Philodinidae.